AUGCAAAGCUUUUACCAAGGUUUAAUUUUGUUUCUUUCACUUUUUCAACGUGGACUCGCGGGCCAAUUUAGUGUCAAUCAAGAAAACUCGUGUAGUUCUGAUCGUUGUUCCAGUGAAGAUCGAGGACCCUGUCUAGAUGAUGGAGAAAAGAAGCUAUACCGCUGGGAUCCUGUUAAGGUUUGUCAGUUAUUUAACUAAUCAAAACACAAAUGAAGGUUAUAUUUAAAGAUUAUAGCGAUUUAUAGCAAAGAUGAAACUACCACCGUGGUGAUUUCUCACCGGUUUCAACACUAAUUAAAGUAGAUGGCGUAUUUUUUUUUUGUCUCGCUAAGAUAUAGUUCACUUCAUUGUCGAGGUAAAUUUUUUGAAUGUAUUUAUUAGGGGUGGUUUUCUAAAUGUAGAUUACACACCAUUUUACAGCAUAUGUCAGCUUAUUUUCACGCACUGCUGACUUAAAAACAAAAACAACGGUGGAAGUUACUUGUCGUUGAACUGUUCAACUGUCUGUCCUGAACUUCUCCGUUUUCUCAACAGAAAAAAAAAAACCGUCCUCACGUCGCGUAAAGUUAAAUCGUUUUUGCCCGUCCACAUGGGGUCCACAUGAAAACGCUAAAACGAUGGGAAAACGAAAGCAUCAGAACAUGCGCAUUGCUAGUAGUAUACUAGAAAUGCUUGAAUCGCAGAGCCUCGCGCAGCAGAGGUUAAUGUCCAGAAGUAGAAAGAAAGGGAAAGAAGCCAAUAAAAAAAAGAAAAUAUGAUGUAUGACGGAUAUCAUCCUAUUCAAGAACCUCUUUCUCGUCCGUCCACACGUAAACGGCGGCCGGCGUUUUCAUGAAUAUACAUUAUGGGGACCGUUUUUGAGAACCCGUCGCGUUUUUGGUGCCUAAAACGAACUCCGUUUACGUCUGGACGGAGAGCAAAAACGGAAAAAAACCCCGGGGUCUAAAUCAAGUCUAGGUAAGCUCCGUUUAAAUUAUCGGUCCUUACUGAUUUAAUCAUCUGAUGUUUUAUAGGUUGGAUACAAAAGAAGACUGAAACUUGAAGGAGACAAGGUUUAUACCAUGAUUACAAAGGCCAUAGACCCACCUAUUUUUGGUAAAGACAGUUUUCAGUUUACGAACCGUACUUUUAAACAGCCUCUUAAGACGUCCAAACUAGAUUCUAGAGAACUGUUGUUGCCGUAUAUAGUGUUAUCUAAAUUCUGUAGCUAAGAAAUCUACUUGGCUAAGGCUAAGUUACCGACUCGUUGUGAUCCGAUUCCACUCAACGCUGGUCUAAAGGUUGCGAAGUCUAUUUUAUCAACCAAGCCCUUGCAGAAUUUCAUCUUUUGCAACACAAAUAAAAAUGAUAGAAAAUGCUUUGACACAGUGAAGCAGUAAGACCCAAAUGGUUGCAGGGAAAGACAUUUAUUAUGAUCUCAAUGAGACUGAGAGAGAAGAAACAUGCAACUUCACGCUUGUUAUAUCACUGAGUGCUUUAAUCAAUACCAUAACCAGUGUAUUGUUUUCGAUUGCUUCUUUUGUAGAGAUUCCAGAUUUCAUGACUCCAGAGGAAGCUGACCACAUUAUUGAACUAGCUGAAGAGAGUGGCUUCGCUAAAAGUGAUAUCCACCUAGACCCUAAGGCUAAAGAGCAUGCGCAAACAUUGAGAUCAAUGGAAGGUAAUGCCCUAUAUAUUACUUAAUACCCGGUAAAAUUGCUCAGUUUGCUAGAAAACGUUUGCCAGCGUUUUCUCUAGCCCUGGCUCUGCGUUAGCAGCCUCUCAUGAUCAUUUAAGACGGUGACAAAUAAGCCUAUCCCCCCCUCAACUCCCCCCCCCCCUUCCCCCCCCCCCCCCCCCUCCCUCCCAAAGCCCCCAGUUCAUUUCCCCCCCUUCCCCUUUCCCCUAUUUUUUUUUUUUCACUGCAGUUCCGGAACCUUUUUUAUCAAAAAAUUUUAAUUUUUUUUUAUAAAAGAAGGAGUUAAAUUAAAUUGGUCUAAAACUUUUAAUGCUUUUUUUUUUUUUUUUUUUUGACAUUCUUUUUGAAAGUUUCUAUUUGAAACAAACUGAAUUUGAAGUUUAUGCCUAAUAUUUUAUGUAAUACCCGUUAAAUUUGCUUAGUUUGCUAGAAAACGUUUCCUAGCGUUUUCUCGUGCCGUGGCUCUGCGUUAGCAGCCUCUCAUGAUCAUUUAAUACGGUGACAAAUAAGCCUUUCCCCGCCUAAACUCCCCCCCCCCCUUCCCCCCUCACCCUCGCCUCCUGCACACGGCUUCGAGUUAGUUUCCUCCACUUCCCUUUUCACGUAUUUUUUUUUGUACGCUGAAGUUGCGCAAUCUUCUCUAUCAAGAUAUGUUGAUUUGUUUGAAUAAAGUAGGUAGUUAAAUCUAAUUGGCUAGCACCUUUUACUGCUUUAUUUUCAUUGGUUGUUGACAAUCCAACUGGAACUUUCCAAUUGAAGCAAGCAGCAUCUUAACAGUAUAAAUCGGACAAAGGGUCUCAAUGGGGUCAGCCGUCAGCUGUCAAACGACCCAAAAAUUAACCGUCAAUCGUUAAAAGAGGCAGAUUAAUCGUAAGUUAAUCGUCAAAACCGUCAAUCGUCAAAAAUGCAGAUUAAGACCAAAUGUGAAAAGUUUCAAGGUAUUUCAAAUCUCACUAUUUCAGCUGAUCUUCACUGGAUAACCUCGGAACUGGAAAACCAGUUCCCACGUUUUUGAUGAAAAACACUCUUCAGGAGACAUUAAAAUACCUUACAACCUGCUUAUAUCUGAAAAUAUUUAGAAAUUGUUUAAGUAAACGGUCAAGAAAACCUUCAAAACAUAACAGACAGAAGUUAAUAUUUACUUAUACUUUUGGACUAAAUUUCCACCUAAUAAGUGUCAAGCGUUAAAAGACCUCAAAUUUAAUCAUCAAGCGUCAAAAUUGGAAAAAAAUUUACCGUUAACUUUCAAAGCUACCUCCCCAUUGAGACACUCUGACAGUACUGCUGCCUCCGCCAGAUUUAUAAACAAUGAAUGAGCCGACUAACAGAAGCAAUCAGAUUCGAACAUAUUGUUAUUGACACGAUGACGUUUUUAAAUUGCGUAGGUCAUUCUAAUAGCUCUGCUGGAUAUUUUCUGAAUUGGGACUUGAACAGAGAUUACGAAAUCACAAAAGAUGAGGUUAGUCUUGGUCUUAGAUAUAUUUUAUAAUUCUGCUUAACAAAUUUCAGUGUAUUGGCGAGUAGUCAUUGAAGAAUAACAAUUAAAAAUCUGUUUUGACUUAGGAAACAUUUUAUUUCUUAAAUUAUUAAUUAAUUAAUUAAUUUACUUAUUUAACUAAAUAACUAUCGAUUUCCUCUCAAGGUGGCGGAUGAAACUAAACUAUGCUACAUUUUCACUUUUAUGGCAAGUUGCCAUCUAACGACCAGUAGUUCCUAGUCCAAAAACUCAAUAAACAGCAAGACGACGUCUCCUAAGAGUACGAGAUAAAAUGAUAUAUCGUCCCAUGUAAGGGAAUCCAAGACAGACUUGAAUUCUGGAUUUCAUGCCAUAGAUUCCGGAUUUUCUGUUAGUGGAACAUGGAUUCCGGAUUCCAGUCGCCAGUGGGAUCCGGAAUCCUUAAACAGCAUUCCGGAUUCCACUAGCAAAACUUUUCUGGAUUCCCUUUCACGGGGCGAGAUCUACGCUUUACGAAGCCAAGGACAAACAGUUUCUGCCUUUAUAAGGUAAUUUAAUUUAUUACUUGGAUGUUCUGUCGGACGUAUUCACUGCAGUUCUACGAAGUUUCCUUUUACUCAUGGGUGUCCUUUUUCUACACAGGUAAUAGAGUUUGCUAAAAAGUUUAAAUUUCUGUACAUGACCCUAAAGGAAGUAGACGAGAUGUAAGUUUCUUCGUAUCGUUUCUUUCAUUCGCGACCACCUAAACUGCGCGAAAGAUUUACUUUAUCACAUCUCCAUGGUUCCUAAAAUUACAAUAACAGAUAAGAUAACAGUAAAGGCGUGAUAAUUUCAUUUACGUGGUUAGUAACGUGACUGACACGUCACAAGGCGUCCCUGGAGGCUAAGGGGCAGCAGAUUUGGACGGGAUAUUUACAAGCCAAAUCCCUGCAGGCGAAGAUCACAACAAGAACGGGAGAGCCCCCCCCCCCCCCCCCCCCCCCCCUUCUGAGACAAAAUAAAAGAGCUUUUAUUUGGACAAAAAAAAAAAAAAAAAAAUUAUUUUUGUGGGGUGGUGGUGACAAAAAAGGGUAAAUGGGGGGGGGGGCGAGCGAAGAAGAGGAGGGGGGGGGGGGGAAUGGGGGGCAAGAUAUGUGGGGGGAAUGUAAAACCCAAACCCCCCGAGGGACAAAAAAACAAAAAAGAGGGGGGCCCCCCCCCCCCCCCCCAACCUAUCUUAGAGCCAGUUACAAAGGCUUAUGAUUGGCUAAAAUAAACAAUAAUAAUAUAUUGUUGAUGAUGGUUGCGAUGACAAUGACGAUGACUAUGGCGAUGGCCAUGACGAUGACGACGAUGGGGAUGAUGAUGAUGAUGAUGUUGAUGAUGAUGAUGAUAAUGAGUGUGUUGUUCAUGGGUACUAUAGUAAUGGUUUUUUAUAUUGCGGGGGCUCCAUUCCAUCACGAAGGCUCACAAACGCAAUCAAUGUAAUUUACAUUUUUAAGCAGAUUACUGUGUUGAUUAAAUGAAAGAAAGGAAAGAGAUGAAUAAUAAACUAAUAUAUCUUGUUGCUUGCAGGAUAGAAACUUUGGAUCUUAAAGAAUUUGAUGACGGUUUGUAACUAAAUAUUUUGUAAUAAGUAAAGGUUAUGUACGUAUUCCCCUUUUCUUCGCAAAGAUAGUUCGUUUUUGGUACCAUGCAAUGAAAAUAUAUGUCUAAAAUGCUGGUCAGAAGCUGGCUUUUCAUUUGACUCCUCUUUAAAGGGGACAAGGGAGAAAAGGAGAAAUCCCUUGAUCCAGGCCUAGAGAACAAGCAACACUAGUUAUGAUGAUGACGAUAAUAUAUUUAUUCAUUCAUUUAUAAACUUAUCUCUUGAAUCCCUCUUUUCUUCCAAAAAAUUCAAAAGAAUCUAUGGCUGUUGUUUAAAUUCCGUUUCUUGCACAAUAACAUUGAAAAAAAAAAAAAAAAUGAAAGAACGAAAGGUAAGCUUGGAGCUAGGUUUUAUAUAAGGUAGACCAUCAACGUCAUUGCAACCAGAAGUAUCCCAAUAAAAUCUGAAGACUAUCACUUAUAUUACAAACAGAGGUCGUAGGAUAUGAAGAAUGGAGAUCAUUGAAGACGCACGCCAUUGAUAUGUACAUGAAUGAUAUGAAAGAGAAGCAUCCUCACCAUAGAGAUCGAUUUAGCGAUCAAGUAUGGCUCUUCCAACAUGUCGAUCCAACACUGCUGAGGCUUAAACAAAGGUAAACUUAACAAUUUUCGUUGGCAGCAACAAAAAUACGGUGCUGUGGAACGUACAUAAAGGGAAGUGUACAUAUAUCUUGUGGGUUUCCUUGAUUAUAAAAACUUUCUCCACCCCCUCUCCCUUUCCCUCCAUAUUAAAAUUUUCAAAGUCGUCUAACAAUAGUUCCAAGAGUAAGACAGAUGGCAAAAGUUCCCUCAGUAACAUUUCGUUUUCAGAUAAAUUCUAGUGGUAACGAAAAGACGUAGAUACCACUCUUGCUAAAAUACUUCUGCAUAAUAUAUAAAUUUUCACUAAAUUCAUCUGUCAAAGUUUUUGAGAUGUGAUUGGCUGUGUGGACGGACAGGAGGAUCCAAGGACAAAACCAACACGAAUUUACGUACAAAGUGUAUGUAGAGUUUAUCAAAAGACCUGCGCGCGUAUAGUGUACCUGGUUCUCUACACCUUCAUUAUUGUCAUCAUUCAUAUUAUUAUAUUUACCUUGAUUUUACGCUAAUUGUCGGUUGAGGUUACCGAGUGUCCUCAGUAGCUAUAGGGUUCUUCAAUCUCGUAACCUGGACCCAAAUUUUCGCUUAAUCCUGUAAUCCCGAUGUGUGUUUUCGGUAUCCCGCAUCCCGUGUAAACUUUCUGCAAUCCAAAAUCCGCAAUCUUGGUCAGCUUUCAAUAAGUCAAAUCCUGGAUACCGAAAAGCCUUCUGGGGACCCAUUUUAUUCACAAGUGGCUCAUGAAAAUCUGAAACAAAAAAAAAAAAUGACGAAACCAAACAAGACCAAAACAAACAAACGACUCGUUAAAAGGUUCCUUAAGUUGAAUUUAAUGAUAAAUUACAUUAAUACCUGAUUAUCUUCAAGUUACCUACUGAAUAUUUUAAUCACAAGAUAGUCAUUAUUCGACAGUUAUAUUUCUGCAUAGAAAGAGCUUUCACUGACAAUUUUCCGUCUGAUUUUGUUUUACAGAGUUCAUAAGCUAACUCGUCUUCAGAAGAGGAUAGUAUAUGGUGGCGAACCACUCCAGGUAUAUUGUCUUGAAGCCUACCUUUCUCUAACUGGGCUUGUCACAAUUUAAAUCCCUCCUUAAACUGUCGUAUACGAUAUCUGCUUGAAAGACACAUCCUGGUAGAGCACUCAGGUCUUUAUAGAUCCUACGUUCUUCGGCAUAUUCGUUUGCGGUCCUUUGCAGUCCCUUGUGGUUAAUGUUUGUACUACAUGUAUCUGCAUUUUUCUAAUACUUUCUAUAGCCUGUUUUACUAUUUCGCCUUAAUUGUAGGUUUUAAAGCAGAAACUAAUAAUAAGGCAUACCAAGGGGCAUUGUCCAAUAGAAAACACUCCGAACUUAUAGAAACCGACUUUAAUGAACAUAUGAUCUCGUUUCCAUUAACUCAAAAGAAAAUUGAAGAGAAAAUUGAUGCAUAUUAAGGCCUUUAGUUCAUUACUUGAAAUUAAUUUGUGUAUUAGAUUAAGCAAUUAAUGUAACAGAGCAAUAGAGAUUCUAUCAAGAAGACUACGAGGAGGAGAUUUUGAACGCGUGCGUGAACCAGCGUCGUUUUGGCGGGAAAACACGCUGGAUAGCCCUCUUUAUUCCACUACGUGUUUUUGCGAAAAUGUCAUAGUGGCGGAAACAAGUUAUCAAAAUGUUAGAAGUUUUUCAUUUGGGCUCCGGAGAAGGCUUCAACGAACAUCCUUCAAUAAAAGUAACAAUGCUUAUUUUACUGGUGAAAAAAACUUUACCACACUGAAACUUUCCAGGGUGUCGAGUUUUGAGAAUACGCGACAAAAAAAAUUGAGGUCAUUUAAAUCUCGUCCGCUCGUAGUCGUCCUUGUUCUCAAAUCUGAAGGUCUUUAAUAUUUAUUAUUGGCUUACCUCAGGUGGUAAAAUAUGGACCCUUUGGUCAUUACCAUGCGCAUUAUGACAGCUCUAAAAAGUCUGACUACCCCGAAGGGACCAACUGUUGUCAUUAUGAUUUGGCAAAGGCGCCUAUGGGAAAAUGCAGGAUUUGUAGGUACGUGAUGGACGACAAAACGAAAUAAAAUUCUGGAGAGGAAUCACCAGCAAUCUUGGACAAAACUGUUAAGAAAAUUUCAUACUUGGGGAGCAUUUUUCUAAACAUCGUAGCUGUUACCGAUUUUCCCUCUCCCCCUCCUCCUCCCCCUGGAAGCAAUGUUGUUGUGUGUUCAAAAGAAGCCUGAUCCCUCAGCUUUUGUAGGAAGCAACAUUGAACUGGGGGAAGGAGGACAAAGCCGCUGUUUUGGAAAUAGUUUGGUUUCGUAGGAUAGUGUACAUUAUGGGAAAAACAUUCUCAAGUAGUUUUGUCCAGGAUUGUGGAAAAAAGGCAUAUUUAAAGGCUUGUUUAAAUUUUGAUGGGAGAAUACAAUGGACCAUUUCUUGAUACGUGUAAAAUCUCUUGACCUGGCCCCAGUUGUUUAAAAGCUGGAUAAUGCUGUCCACUGGAUAAAUCUUUGUCUAGUGGAUAACGCAAUUGGUUUCUGUAAUACUUAUCCGCUGGAUAGUGAUUUAUCUGGGCCCACCGAUUGUUCGAAAGGUGGAUAACGCUAUCCACCGAAUAAAUCUCUAUCCAGUGGAUAACGCAAUUGAUUUCCUCAAUACUUUCCGUUGUAUAGCUAUUUAUCCGGUGGAUGGCGCUAUCCAACGUUUGAACAACCGGGCGACCUGGACACCAUCUUGGACUGACAUACGGUACUUAAUUUCAUUUUGCUGAUUUUACAUUGUUUUUGUAACGCCGGAUCCCGUUAAUGGUUUAUUUACAGGUACAUCACCAUCCUCUAUUAUCUAAAUGACGUAGAAGAGGGCGGAGAAACUGCUUUCCCUGUGGCGGAUAUGAAAAAUUUCAAUGAAACUGUAAGUUUGCUUAUGCUGCUCCCUGUAAGAAAUGCGUGUAAAGACUGUAUUUUUCUGUCUCUCCUUACCGUAUUAUUCUGCAAUAAAGGGACAGAAAUACCCAUUUUCCAGGAAAUGAAACGUGCUACAUAUAAAUAUACAAUUAUUUUGUCUUACAGUUAUUUCCGAGCAAGGCGUUUCAGUUUUCAAAGAGUUUCCUUCAAUUAUAGAUUAAAAAAAACAAAAAAUCAAUAAUUCACUUUAAAAAAAAAAAAAAAAAAAAAAAAAACUAUUUCGUUAAAACACUAUUGUGUAAAAUCUUUUUUUUUUUGUUUCCCCUUACCGUUAUAUUUCACAAAAAAGGGAAAAAAAAACCUAUUUUCCAGGAAAUGAAACGUUCAAAAUAUAAAUUUAAAAUUUUUUUUUUUUACAGUUUUUUCCGAGAAAGGGGUUUCAAUUUUAAAAAAUUUUCCUUCAAUUAAAAAUUAAAAAAAACAAAAAAUCAAAAAUUCACUUUAAAAAAAAAAAAAAAAAAAAAAAAACUAUUUCGUUAAAACACUAUUUUUAGUGUAUUUUAUUAUUAUGAUAAUUUUUUUUUCCUUAGGAAUUCAGAGACCGUAAAGAUGGAGACCGCUUUAACCUGAAUCAUUAUUGUCAAACCGCCAACAUUGUUGUACCAGCGAAAAAAGGGAAAGCUGUCAUGUGGUAUAACUAUAUUCUUGAUGGAACGACAGGUUGGAUGAGCCACAGAGAUGGUAGAUCACUACAUGGGGGAUGCAUCGUAAAGAAAGGAAUCAAAUACAUAGCGAACAACUGGCUUCCUGCUCCAGAAAAUGAUUCAGCUCAUCUUAUAAGCGAAUACUUUGAAGAGCCAGAGGACGAAUUUUAA
Porites evermanni is the source of this 9076-nucleotide messenger RNA. NCBI's taxonomy places the organism in Eukaryota, Metazoa, Cnidaria, Anthozoa, Scleractinia, Poritidae. The record is from the annotation of a GenBank genome assembly.